Molecule: messenger RNA, 5048 nt
Organism: Nothobranchius furzeri (turquoise killifish)
Lineage: Eukaryota; Metazoa; Chordata; Actinopteri; Cyprinodontiformes; Nothobranchiidae
Product: dendritic cell-specific transmembrane protein
Cellular component (GO): membrane
Source: RefSeq, a predicted model, not a curated record
GUCGUAUUUAAGGAGCCUUCUAGUUAGAGUCAGUAGAACAAGAAUUGAUUCCUAAUGCUGGCUUCUUUACCUUUUAUUUCAUUGUUUACUGAUAGUUGUACUCAUUUUUAUAUUUAAUCCAACACCAGAUUGUGGCUGAACUGAAAUGCAGGUAAUUGGAACAAAUGUCUCUGGGUUUGCUCAGGAUCCUUUUUCUUUUUUGUUUCUACUCCCAUUAGAGGACUUUUCUUGUGAAUUGACUGGACAAAGGCAAACCAAACUCAGAUCAGACUAAAGGAACCACUUCAACCUUGGUUUGUAGUGCAGAAGAACAUCAAAAUAUAAUGAUGUAUAUUUUCUGUUUUGAUUUUGAUUCUUCAGAAUUUCUGAGAUCCAGAAUGAGGGACACAUGGACUACUGUGAGGAAAAGCUUUGAGGAGAUCAUUUCUCUGUCACUAGAUGUUUUCACCUCUGAUAAACCGAAAGGCUGGAGAAGAACUGUUCUCCUCAUGGUCACUUGUAGUUUAUGGAGCCUCCUGCUCAGCUCCCUGCUCCUCCUGUACCUUCUCUUCACCCUGGACUAUAAGCUCAUGGUGGCUGGAGGAAUCGCCAGCUGCUUUGUAGUUCUGCUGACCUUUGCCCUUUUCCUGUCAAAGAGACUGAGGUGUUUAGGGACCCUAUUUGUAGUUUCCAUUUUCAUGAAGAAAAGCCGAAACCUGCUCCUGACAGCAGGAACAAGUUUAGUUGUUCUCAAAAAUAUUCACAACACUCUGGAGAACCUCACGCUCCUAGUCCGCAGUAUGAUUUGCAACCUAAAGAUGAAGAAAGCAUCAAUCAUCGCUCCAUUUGGGAAUUACAUCAGGAUGCUAGAAUGGAUUGGAAACAUACUGAAAGGAGUUACGGAUCUAGGGUUGGUUAAUCUGGACUCAAAGCUUGAUGUUUCUCCCAGAAUAGAGUCAGAACAUUUUAAUGUGAAGCUAAAGGAUGCAGAGCAGAAACUAAAUGAGACUGUAAAAUACGCCCAAGCCCUGAUUGAGACCGUCUCUUCUGUGACCAACAGAUUGUUACCUGCCCUCAGCUUCCUCGUGCUCAUGAUGUUCAUAACUUUACACAUAAAAAGAUACUGCAACAACAUGAAAUAUGAGAACAGGUUCAUCAGCAGUAAAUUUGUUCUUUUUGAUGAAAAGCAGAAGGCGGAAGGAAAGCCCCAUGUUCUCCCGCUCACCGAGGUGGAGGGGAAACUGUAUUUCUUCAUCCCCUCGGCCCGUCCCAACACCAAAGAGGGGAAAGCUGUCCUAAAGUUUGGGGCCCCAGUUCUCUCCCAUUUUAUAGCCUGGAUCAUAGUUAUAACUGUAGAUGCCUUGUUGUACUGCUUUGUUGACAUUGUUACAAAGAAGUUAUCAGCGCUGGAGCCUUUCCAUGUUCCCUUAUUAAUAAGUUUUAAAGGAAUUUCAACCUUAAUCGGUAUACCGUUUGAUGAGAAAAGUCAAGAAAUGGACUUCUCCUUUUCUGUGACCUUAUUUGAGGAACAGUGCCUCCCUGAACCAAAGCUGCUGUUGUACAACUCAGUUUUUCCUCUCAGCAUCAUCUUUCUGGCCCUGAUCCUCAUGGCUCUGAUAGCAUCCAAGGUUUCUCAGCUCAGGCUGAUAGUCUGCGAACGAUUCUUCACCAGUGCAGGACACGCCAGAGUGGAGUAUCUGCAUCGCAAAAUCCUGAAGAAAAGGUCCAAAAUGAGGACGGAAAGAAGUGAAUUCAGCCUCAAGUCAUUUAUAGCUAAGCCACAUUUCUGGUGCCCAAUAAUCUUCAAAGCCAACAACGAUCCUCAGAGAACCUGAAACAUGACACCAAAGGUCUGAUGAGGGCUGGAGAUGAGGUUGGGUCGUGAUUGCUUCAAUCUGGUUCAACUUUAGGGCAACAGGGAGGAGAAGGUCCUCGGAGGAUGAGUUUUGCAUAUUUGUUUCAUUUUUAGAUGUUUAUUAUUACUAAUAGCACUGAUGGAUUAGAUUUAUACAGCACUUUAAAAAGCAGACGUGUCUGCUCAGUACCAGAACUGCAUGAUGUCACUAGCUACUAAAAUCCACUGAGCAUACAGAACUUGCAAAAUUAAGUGACUCAACAAAGUAGAAUGAAAGCUGCUGUUAUUUAUUUGUUGUUGAUGUUUAUAGAAACUAAAUAUAUCUGCAGGGCUUUAGGCCCAAGGCAGUUAUGUCUCAGACCCAUUUUAGAUCAUGACCCGUUAACAAUAAUAUUAUGUAUUCUUUAGACCAAUCUGAAUAUUCUGUAAAGUUCAUAGACAUCAAAACCAUAGAAACAAAAUAAAAUCAAUAUAAAAAUAAAAACUGAUCAACACUGUUUCUUCAUUAAAAGAAUAGUUUUCUGUGAACACUUUAUAUAUUUGAUAUUGUCCAGCUUAAGCAGACAUCUGCUUAUUUCAAGCAGAGCUGAGCUGUGGGAGAACAUUUCAAACUUAUUUAUUCUAAAUUUUUAUCGCCUUUGGGUUUAGUGCAUUCACUUAAUAUUAAUUAUAAAAUUAUAAAUAACAGGUCACGACAGUCUGGGCAUAGAAAGUGUUUCUAGGAACUAAAGCUUGUUGGGUUAGGGUUGGGAGCAGCUCACCUGUUCCACUGACAGGAGAAAUCCUCUCAUCAACAGGUGAUCAACACAGUAACACCGACCCAAAAAACAAAACAAAAAAAAAAAACACCAACUUCAAACAAGGCCACCGGGAAUUUCCCCGGUCGGGGCCUGGUUCCGCCCACCGUCCCCGUUAGACAGGAGCUGCUCAUCAAGCUAUGGUGACACCAGAGCUUGGCUCUAUUGGCACUCAUUAGUGCGACUAGAUUCUACAAAGUUCUCAUAAAUAAACACACAGCUUACAUCUGGCUCAUAUUAAACCAAAGCCAAAGCCCAAUGCAGGAGCUAGCUUGUAAUGAGCUCAAGCCUUUUUGCCGCUUGGGUGGUGGGGAGCGGUGGGGAAACGCAUUUAAACAACAGAACUGACCAGAAUACUGACGUAACACCGGCGCACAGAGUAAAGGUGUGGGUUUCAAUUAGCAACAGGAGAGUGUGGGAGAGAGGGCAAACACAGCAAGAGAAACACAAAGUGAACCGACUGAUAGUAAAGUUUUUGAGCUAAACUAUGGGAAAGGUGUGGAUGUUUAACCUCCUCAUUAUGGGUGUUAAAACACCCACAUUCCCCACGGGUGUGUCGCCCAUGGGUCUGAGGACGCUGAAAAUGCCUAUAAAAAUUUCUCUAAUCUGGUUGGUCCAAAACUAAAUAACGAAUCCUUAACCCUCCCACUGUCCUUUUGGGUGACCACCACCUCAUCCCUCCCACAUGGACUUCAACGGAUAAACCAUCAACCCUGCUCAAUGGUCAUCUUUCCUGGAGGGGUCACCCAAUCGGACAUUGGGAGGGUUAAAAGAAGAAACAACUCCUCUAUUGAGUAAUCCAGCAAAGUGUCCAGCCUUCAUGCUAAGCUAACUUCUCAUUGGGAGAUCAAACCAGACCUUUUAACAGAAUGUAAUUUAGCAGCAUGAGAACCAUCUCAUCCGAUGUGAAACAGUCCGCCAGAAACCACCUAUGAAGUAUCAGUUCGACCAAGUGUACAUAUUCUGAGAGGGCCUUUGACUCUCAGAUACCUCAGAAGUCCACGCACUCCAUUGGCGGAGACGGCUUUGCUUGCCGAUCUGAUCCCCAAAAACUUCUACUACGCUGGUAUGUUGGCGCUACACUGGCGCUGAAUGGGUUAAAAUUAAUUUGAUAACUAAUUAAAUAUAAAUAAAAUUCAGCAGAUUUAUUUUAUAAAUCACAUCUUUCUGAGUCACUUAAUCAUCAGAGUUUAUUCAUUGUCUCAGUUGAUAUUAACUUGAAUCACCAUUUAUAAUAAUUUGUCCUGCAUCAUCAUAGUAAUAGAAAUACAGUAUUAAAUAGAUUUUUAUAAACUAUAUUUUUGCCUCUGUGUUAAAUUAUUAUAGUGUUGUUUCCCUGGCAUACCCAAAUUACCUACUUUCAUCACCAAUUGAAUAUUAAAGGUUCAAUAAAAUUGAUAAUCCAUAUUUUUAUGGAAGAUUACAUUUAAUUGAAUACCUAUUUAUAUUAUCGACAAUUUAUUAAAAGUAGAAUAGUAGAUGUUUGGACAAAAAGAUCAGUUCUGAUCAGACUAAGCUAACCUGCCAAAGUGGACCGCUGCAGCUUUAAACCUCAAAUGUCAAACAUUUCAUGGUGAUUCAUGUGAACAUUGUUUUAUAAAGCUUUGCAUCCCUCUCAGCUUAAGCAUUACAUGAUUAUUUGCAGAAUGUUUGAGGUCUGCAUAGUAAAUAGCAGCAGCAGCAGCUAGUUGUAACAUCAGUAGACAACAUAUUUAUUAUUUGUCUGCUAAAAUGCAAAACAGGCUGUGGUAUAAAAGUUCAUUAAUUGACUUUUUCUUGCCCUUGUUCAGGGUCAGUUCCGUCUAAUUAAUUAUUAGAGCCACUACUAAAAAACAGGUGAGUACUAUUUCAAGAAGUUUCCAUAUAAAUGUGACAGGGUGAGUGUCACUGUAUCUCGACUGAUCAUGCGCCAUGGCUACGGGGAUGUCCCUUUGGCUGACUGGUUAGCACGCGUGACUCUGACCCCGGAAUCUGGGGACCAAAUCCCACCUGGGCCCUCAUUUCUCCAUCUUGCCACAUAAAUUUUACCUUAAACUUUCCAAAUAUUAAUUUUAUAGUAUUUAUUAAGUAGGUAGCUUAAAGUGAAUCUGAAAAGAAAAUUACUUUUUUGUUAAUGAAAAGGCAGAACUUCACCCACACAUGGAGGAAACCCUGACAUCAUGAUGCCUCACAAAUAAUGUAAUCAUUUAAUUCAGAAAUUUUUUAAGUUUGUGUAAUUAUCCAUCCAUCCAUCCAUUUUCAUCCGCUUGUCCGGAGUCGGGUCGCGGGGGCAGUAGCCUAAGGUGAGAGGCCCAGAUUUCCCUUUAGGUCUCCUCCUGGUUGGACGUACCCAGAAAACCUCACCAGGGAGGCAUCCUGACCAGAUGCCCGAGCCACCUCAACUGGCUCCUCUCGAUGUGGAGGAGCAGCGGGUCUAC